GGGAUUCAGGCUGCACACAGGAGGAUGUCUCUGCACAGAAAUAACCAGCUAAGAGAAAUGGGAGCACAGAGGAGAGCAGCUUCUUCCAGUAACAGCAGAAAGCUUCUUCAGCAGCAGUACCAGGAAGAAGGCUCCACUAUCACCAUCAUCACUUAAGCCUGCUGCUUCCCAUGGACUAAGAAUGACAUAGCCUGGAAUGUGACAGAAGGAUCUUUGCUGUGCUCAGGGUGAGACCAGGAGUUCAGUUCUACAGAAGCUUUGCCGCAUUGACAAUUCCUCCUGCAAUCCACUCUUCCCACAUUCACACUUUGUGUUGCCAUGAAGACUGCUGCUCAGCUAUAAGCAUCAUUAGACUUACUAUGUUUCCCCUGCAAAGAGAAUGCUGCUAAGGAUUCUGCACUUGUCGUUAUUAUCCCUAGAAUUAUUACCAGCCUUGCAGGAACCAAUAGGAAACUUUACAGGCUGCUAUAUUUCUUGCAUAGUCUUGUGAUAUGUGCAUGCGUCUUCUGCUGCACUUCCAUGGUGGAAAAUCUUUUAUCGCAAUUCCUAUGCUGGGUCUACAAUGUUUCUGUCCCUCUUCUGUGCUAUUAGUGAAGUACAGUACUAUGAUGUGAGUUGUCUGUUUUCUGUGAGUCAAUAAUUCAUAUCAUUGGAAGACCUGCCAUGCACGAUUAAGACACAUAUGCUUGGGUGGCAACCAUCCCCUAUGGAAUAGUCCUUUGCUUCAGACCAUCAUCUGGGGAAAAGAUAUCUUGCUCUGUGCAUGCUGGAAGGUCCAGAUUGUUGCCCGGUUUGUAAACUUUCAUUGUAUUGCAUGGAGAACAUGCUGAGGAUGCAGAUGGUCCUCCACAAAUGUUUCUCCAGCUCCUGCUCAGUGCACAGUGAUUGGCUGGACAGCUUUGGAUUCAAGAUCUGAAAUCACUUCAGUGUCAGAUGGUGUUAGUCCCACUGUUAGUGUCAAGGGAGUUUUAUCUGUCACUGGUCUAUUUGAUACUGAAUAUCUCUUGUUGGAAUUAAACAUUUUUUUCAUAUGGUCACAGGGAUGUUUACUUGUUUCCAAACCAGCCUAGACAUUGGCCAACCAUUCAGAAACAAGACCUGCUCAAGGGGAAACUGAGGAUCCAAGACUGAGAAGGUUGAUGGCUUCUCUUAGGAGAGUUAAAAUCUUGUUGGUGUUGAACCUGAUUGCAGUUGCUGGAUUUGUUCUGUUUUUGGCCAAGUGUAGACCAAUUACUGUAAAAGGUGGAGAGUCCUUCCAUGAGAUCCAUCCAAGGGCAGAGGUGACAAACCUGUCCACCCAUGGAGUCAGCCCUAUCCAGGAGGCAGUGCUGAAAAGGCUUUCCCUUUUAGAGGACAUAGUCUACAGACAGCUCAAUGGUUUAUCAAAAUCACUUGGGCUUAUUGAAGGGUACGGUGGCCGGGGGAAAGGUGGGCUUCCAGCUACACUUAAUCCUGAAGAAGAAGAGAAAGCCAAAGGGCCACAUGAAAAAUAUGGCUACAAUUCCUACCUCAGUGAGAAAAUUUCACUGGAUCGGGCUAUACCAGACUAUAGACCAACUAAGUGCAAGAAAUUAAAAUACCCUAAGGAACUUCCUCAGAUUUCAAUCAUUUUCAUCUUCGUAAAUGAAGCCUUGUCAGUGAUCCUUCGAUCAGUACACAGCGCAGUGAAUCAUACACCUGUCCAUCUUCUAAAGGAAAUUAUCCUCGUGGAUGACAACAGUGAUGAAGAGGAGCUGAAAGGACCUUUAGAAGAAUAUGUCCAUAAGCGAUAUCCUGGUCUUGUUAAAGUCGUCCGUAACCACAAAAGAGAAGGAUUGAUUCGCGCUCGGAUAGAAGGCUGGAAAGUUGCGACUGGGCAAAUCACUGGAUUUUUCGAUGCACAUGUUGAAUUUACAGCUGGCUGGGCUGAGCCAGUUUUGUCUCGAAUUCAAGAAAACCGAAAGAGAGUAAUUUUGCCUUCAAUAGACAAUAUUAAGCAAGACACAUUUGAAGUUCAGAGAUAUGAAAAUUCAGCACAUGGAUACAGUUGGGAACUCUGGUGCAUGUAUAUAAGUCCUCCAAAAGACUGGUGGGAUGCAGGGGAUCCAUCUUUACCAAUAAGAACUCCUGCCAUGAUUGGCUGCUCCUUUGUUGUUAACAGACAAUUCUUUGGGGAGAUUGGUCUACUGGAUCCAGGAAUGGACGUGUAUGGAGGAGAAAACAUUGAACUUGGUAUAAAGGUGUGGCUGUGUGGUGGAAGUAUGGAAGUCCUCCCGUGUUCAAGAGUGGCACACAUAGAACGCAAAAGAAAGCCAUAUAACAAUAAUAUUGAUUUCUACACAAAGAGAAAUGCUUUACGGGUAGCUGAAGUUUGGAUGGAUGACUACAAAUCACAUGUUUACAUUGCAUGGAAUUUACCAUUAGAGAACCCAGGAAUUGACAUUGGUGACAUAUCAGAAAGAAUCGCUUUAAGGAAAAGCUUGAAGUGCAAAAACUUUCAGUGGUACUUGGAUAAUGUUUAUCCAGAAAUGAGAAGAUACAAUAAUACUGUUGCUUAUGGAGAGUUACGGAACAACAAAGCUAAAGAUGUUUGUCUAGACCAAGGCCCACAGGAGAAUCACACAGCUAUAAUGUAUCCGUGCCAUGGAUGGGGCCCUCAGCUUGGGAGAUAUACAAAGGAAGGCUACCUCCAUCUGGGUACUCUAGGGAGCACAAUUCUCUUACCCGAUACUCGCUGUUUAGUGGAUAAUAAGAAAAGUAAAUUUCCCCAACUUAUGGAUUGUGAUAAAGUAAAAAGCACACUUCAUAAACGCUGGAGCUUUAUACAGAAUGGAGCAAUAAUGAAUAAAGGUACAGGACGCUGCCUAGAAGUUGAAAACAGGGGUAAUGCAGGAAUAGAUUUGAUUCUUCGGAGCUGUACAGGACAAAGGUGGACCAUUAAAAACUUCAUCAAAUAGAAAAAGGAAGCGUGGUGUGAUCUGUCAUCUGGAGAUAUUAUAGACUUGAUCUCUUUCUUUAAGAGAUAUUACUACAGAAUCAACUCUUGGAGUUUAUUUCAUGUCUUCUACUGUGGAGCGGGUCAAAAGUUUUUUUUUUUUUCUUCAGGAAUUAAUUUAACAGCAACCAUUGAAUUUAUUCUUUGGGAUUAAAAUGAUCCAGUACCAAAUGAUUCAUUUUGCAUGCUUGAUUCUUAGUUUAAUGAAAUCAAAGCUCUGUGACCUAACAUGAAAUUCAUUGGAUAUAUCAGCACAAAGAAAAUCGAUACAGAAGAAACAGAUUGUCUUUUAUGCAUCAAUUAUUCUUUUUAAUAUAGAUUAUUUGCACUUCAGAGAAUACGCUUCUUAUUAAUAAAGUGUUCCCAAACCUUUGACUGUGGAGCCACAUGUGGCUUUUGGGCCUCUUGCAUGUGGAAACCCAGCUGUUGGUAGUUCUGUUGUAUACUAGUUGCACCAGGGAUAUCAAUGCAUUACUGAAACGUGUUACUUGAUAUGAAACCACCAUAACACUUGGUCAUGUAGCUAAUAAUUUGUAUGAAAUGAUUACUAGAUCAACAUGUUCUUUACAUAACUUUACAGGAAAGGGAAAAGAAAAAGCUUGUGUAGUAUAGCAGAAUAAUGGUAUGUUGUGGUAUAGCUCUUCAAAGUGGGGGUAUUAUUAUAUCCAUGAGUGGGAUCCUUAUUCAAAGGAAAUGGACCGAUUUGAGAAUAUGUAACAGCAGAUAAAGCAACAUCAAAGGGAAUCCACACAGAUCUUUCCAAAUCUUGGUGACCUUAACUUUUAGUAUCCUCCCCCUUCUCAAAAAAAAGAGGCAACUACUCACAUUUUUCAUACCUACAGAUAUCAUCUCUUUGAGAGAUUAAGCAAUGCAUGGGUGAUAAGACUCCAUACUUCUCCUCAAGGAGACAUACUAACAACCCCCCCCCAAGUCCCACUUUUACAUUAAACAUUCACCAUUAGCAUUGUGACUGGUGCUCUAAGCAAAAGCUGGUAUCCAAGAAAAAUAAAUAAUGCAAUAUUAAUAUUUACCUAAAAGUCCUUUAUGGAAUUAAAUAAAAUCCGUUUUUUAAAGAACACAGUUCUGACACCAAAUCAAAUCCUAGGGAUAAUGUGAAGUGUGUUCAGUUAAUGAAUCACAUUUUUAUUAUUUAGCUGUGUGUUUGUAGAAAUGACUGAAAGCCAAAAAAAAACAAGCUUCAUUAAAUUGUCUAACUUUAAAACCAGUCGUAGUUUAUAGUUCUGCCAUUCUUUCUUCUAAACUGUAUAAUCUCAGUUUAGCCUAUAAUGCAAUGUAACCAAAGGUAUUAGAAUUUGAAAUUGGGACUUGACCUAUCUGAAUGUGGUUUAGAGCUAUGGUGUUAUAAAAUGAAGCUGUGCCUUCUACGCUAUACUGUCAAAUGUUGUCAUUGAAGAUAACUGCUGAUCAGUAAAGAAACGGGGCAGGUACACAAAGUAGUAAAUCUAAGGUGUGUGCAUUGCAGUUACUAGGCAUUUAACAUUAUACUGUAUUGAUGCCAUCAUAGCAAAUGUUGACUGGUUGAAACUUCAUCUAAAUAAAAACAUUGCAAACUAGGAGCUUCAAAUUGUAAAAAAAAAUGUUGUUUUUAUUGGUUUGGAAAUCCGGUACCGUCUAAUCUACAGGCUUGCUAAGCAUGUUUUUAUUUGUUUUAUAAACAUGUCAUGCGUAUAUGUAUUGAUUUCAAUGAAACUGGAAUAAAAAAAGAAUCACUCCUCACAAAUAAAAAAAGAAAACAUUA
Hyla sarda is the source of this 4733-nucleotide messenger RNA. It is a transcript of the gene GALNT17, whose product is annotated as polypeptide N-acetylgalactosaminyltransferase 17. Gene Ontology annotation, cellular component: Golgi apparatus. NCBI's taxonomy places the organism in Eukaryota, Metazoa, Chordata, Amphibia, Anura, Hylidae. The transcript has 11 exons. The record is from RefSeq and is a predicted model, not a curated record. The coding region runs from base 1140 to 2936 and encodes 598 amino acids.